AUGGCGGAGGCAUCAGAUCCAGGGCCCCCUAAGGUAUCUAUAGGGGCCCCUCCUGGGGGCCCCCCUGAGCAUAACAGCGGUACCCCUUCACCAGGAGGAUCCCCCGAAGGGCCCCCCCAAGGGGCCCCUGAAGGGGGCCCUCAAGGGGGCCCCCUUGAGGGCCCCCAAGAAGGGGACAAUAGGAGCGACCAUGAGGUGUAUAUGGAGGCCCUUAAGGGUUUAGAGGGGGCCCCUAAGAUGAAAUUAGGGUUAGAGGAUGUUAAGAAAGUUGCUGCUGCAUUAGGAAACCCUCAGGAUAAAUAUAAAGUUAUUCAUGUUGCUGGAACAAACGGAAAAGGGAGUGUUUGUCUAAAGGUGGCUUCUUGCCUAAUGGCAAAAGGUAAUUAG
Eimeria maxima is the source of this 387-nucleotide messenger RNA. Its product is annotated as folylpolyglutamate synthase, putative. The record is from RefSeq and is a predicted model, not a curated record. The transcript is spliced from 2 exons. Gene Ontology annotation, molecular function: ATP binding. The coding region runs from base 1 to 387 and encodes 128 amino acids. NCBI's taxonomy places the organism in Eukaryota, Apicomplexa, Conoidasida, Eucoccidiorida, Eimeriidae. Gene Ontology annotation, biological process: biosynthetic process.